Anoplopoma fimbria (sablefish) is the source of this 945-nucleotide messenger RNA. Its product is annotated as zinc finger protein ZIC 4-like. Gene Ontology annotation, molecular function: DNA-binding transcription factor activity, RNA polymerase II-specific; RNA polymerase II cis-regulatory region sequence-specific DNA binding. NCBI's taxonomy places the organism in Eukaryota, Metazoa, Chordata, Actinopteri, Perciformes, Anoplopomatidae. Gene Ontology annotation, biological process: central nervous system development; regulation of transcription by RNA polymerase II. The record is from RefSeq and is a predicted model, not a curated record. The coding region runs from base 329 to 886 and encodes 185 amino acids. Gene Ontology annotation, cellular component: nucleus. The transcript has a single exon.
UGUGUUUAUUGAUGUACAUAUAUAUAUAUAUGCAUCAUAACGUUGUGGGGUCUGCUAGUUGAAACACAAGAAAAGGGAGAAAGGAGAGAGGACAGGAGAAGGGAAGGAGACAAGGACGCAUCCAGACAGUGUUGGGUCGCGGCCCGCUGUGUUUCUUCCACUCCCGUUCACCUCCAUUCACACAGUAAAUAAAAAGCAUGGAGGCUCCGACUCUCGGGAUCUAAAGACAGCUCGCUUUCACCGGAACACGCAGGGAAGGAGCGGGUCACUGGAUUCAGCUGGUUUUGGGUGGAGGAGAGGAGGAGGAGAGAGGAGGAGGAGAGGAGGCAUGAAGCGGACGGCGGUGGUGUUCAGGCACAAUGGCCUCGUCUCUCCGCUGGGGAACAACAACUCCGGGGCUUCGAGCAUCGUCUCACCGGACGGCUGCUGUGGAGGUGGAGGAGGUGGUGGAGGAGGUGGAGGAGGAGCAGGAGCAGGGAUGGACGGCCUGCUGGAUUUCUCCAAAGGCCCCACCGUGAAAACCGAGCUGGUCUGUAAAUGGAUCGACCGAACUUGUUCUCGCCGGACGGCCACAUCCGUCUGCCAGCAAACUUUCAUCUCCAUGCAGGAGCUGGUGGACCACGUCACCACCGAGCACGUCGCCGCCGGGGUCGAGUCCCUCAGCCAUGUGUGCAUGUGGGACGAGUGUCUGCGGGCAGGGAAGGCGUUCAAAGCCAAGUACAAACUCAUUAACCACAUUCGGGUGCACACCGGGGAGAAGCCGUUCUCAUGCGCAUUCCCCAACUGCGGCAAGAUGUUCGCUCGAUCCGAGAACCUGAAGAUCCACACCCGCACCCACACCGGUAGGGCUCAUGGUUUACAUCCCAGACUGGGAGACUGGGAGUAGAGAGGCUCAGAGGUGUUGUUCCCAGUCUGCGAGGAGUCCCUCCAUGUUUACCAGGCUCA